Messenger RNA from Dunckerocampus dactyliophorus (ringed pipefish), 2307 nucleotides. Its product is annotated as transcriptional regulator Myc-A-like. Gene Ontology annotation, molecular function: DNA-binding transcription factor activity, RNA polymerase II-specific; RNA polymerase II cis-regulatory region sequence-specific DNA binding; protein dimerization activity. Lineage: Eukaryota; Metazoa; Chordata; Actinopteri; Syngnathiformes; Syngnathidae. Gene Ontology annotation, biological process: regulation of transcription by RNA polymerase II; positive regulation of cell population proliferation. The transcript has 3 exons. The record is from RefSeq and is a predicted model, not a curated record. Bases 424 to 1548 code for a protein of 374 amino acids.
UGGAAUCAUAGCCUGCGCUCAUGUCCCUCCGCCUACCGGGCGAGCUAGACCCCGGUUGGACGAUAAAUUACAAACAGACGCCUUCGUCGCGGGUUUUCUCACAAGGACCCAAUCCAAGGGGCGAUCGUUGACUUUAACUAAUCCGUAAGCCUCGUUAAGGUGAACGCGCGGUGGAGGGGUUGGCGCGAUUUUCUUUGUCGCGUAAGGAGAAAGGAUAGGAGCGCUGCGGCCGGACUGACCACACCUACUUCACUGGUGUGAGAGUAGCGGGUUAGUACGCAAGCACCAUGCUGUCUUGCUCCCACUUAAAGUUUACACGCAGAAAACUUCUCCCCACGAAGUAGUCAUCACAUCCACCCUCUCUGUGGACGUUUAAGUGGAACUCCUAGAGACACCUCGUACACUUUGUCAUCUACCGGAACAAUGUAUAUUACGGAAGAAGGCAUGGAGGAAAUGCCUUAUGUCUGUUCCUUUUUUGAUGAAGAGUUCUGCCAGAGUUUGAUGAAGGACCUACAGUCCCUACCGACUCCCCCCCAGUGUCUUUCCAUGAAGGUGGGCCUGUGCGGUGGUGGCGGCAAGCCUCUCUCCAAGGGUGACCAGCUGAGCUACGUGUCGGACAUCCUGCUGGAGGACCAAGACACGCAACUCAAUUGGAACUGCUCAUUCUUCCACUCGGAUGACGCAGAGAAGGACAGGGUGUCCACCGAGGGGCCACCCUCAACUCUGGAGGAGAGCAGCGAGGAUGGGCUGUGGAAGUGCCUGGCCCCGGACAAGAGCCUGGAGGAGAAGCUGGUGUCCUCCAUGCUGGGCUCCAGCCCACUGCUGUCUGACAUCGACACCAGCAUCUUUGAGGGGCUGGCCGGGUCCAUGCUGGACUGCCAGAACCUGAUGGAGACCCAGGAGCCCAGCGAGGCCACGUCGGACUACGGAACGACUGACUGUGAGCUGUCUAAUGACUCGUCCAGCGACUCGGAGGAAGAGAUAGAUGUGGUGACGGUGGGGCACUGCUCCUCCAGCCCCCCCGCGGAGCGCUGGGCCCGCCAGCAGAAGGAGGAUGAGAAGCAGCGCGCUCUCCAGCGCCACCACCUCGAGAUCCAGCAGCAGCACAACUAUGCCGCUCCUCGCCCGGCUUCUCCGUCGCCUUCCUCAUUCAACAAGCACUCACGAGGCGGCGACAGGCUCUCGCGCCCUUCUCACUCCUCCUGCAGCUACUACUCCUCACCGUCCACGCACUACCACAACCACCACAGGGAGAAGCGCUCGUUCCGGAGCUCUGCGGAGACGGAGGACGAGGAGGAGCGGCGGCGGACGCACAACGUGAUGGAGCGCCAGCGACGCAACGAGCUGAAGAACUGCUUUGUACGGCUGCGCGACAACGUGCCCGAACUGUUGCACUAUGACAAGGCGUCCAAGGUGGUGAUCCUGAAGAAGGCCAGAGACUGCAUCUACGGCCUGGAGGACCACGCCUUCAGGUUGCAGGCCAAACAGGACAAACUUCGAGCCAAACAGGAAGAACUGAAAACCAGACUGGAGCAGCUCCGCAGGUAAUGGAGCGGCACAGAGGGGGCGGGGCUUGUACAAGGGAAAAGACCAUGGACAAAGACUGAGCAUUGACUUGAGUCAGGAGGAUGUUUCACACGGACAAAAGUGACACUUGAUAAUUGUGUUGGUAACAAGUGUAGACUUUGUACACAUUUUUAUGCCUUGACUGCUCACUGUUAUAUGACGCACACACAAGCUCAGUUUAUUGUGUUGUCCUUCAGGACGUGAAACACACUUGAACGUAUUCAGGAUGUCUUGUAGCCAUGGUAACCAAUGAUCCCUCAUCAGCUCUUUGAUUUUCAACUUCUUUGCUCAACUUGUGCUUGCGUGCGGUCCACCAGCAAGCAGACUGUCAGGACUGGCUUUGAUGCUUGUGUUUGUCAACAAACUGCUGUUUAGUUCUUCAAGCCUCAUCCAGCUCAAAGGUAGCCAUCAUCCGCAGCAUUCAGCUUGCAGUCAGCCAAAGUUUGAUAGUUGGCUGUCUAAAGACUCAUGCUUCCUGCUGGUGUCUUGAUGACACCUUCAGGUUCUGCUGGGAGGAACACCGUGACAGCCAUGUUGCUUCCUAUUCAUGGACUUUUCCAGUUGGUUGUCAGCAGCUGUAUGGUGUUUCCCAAGCAAACAUGAGCUGAGGUGUAAAAUACCUCAUUCACUAUUCCCAACAUUCCCAGAAUCUGACUUAAAUGACUUCUUGUUUGGUGCGUGUCCUUUAAAAGAUAAAGUCUUAUAUUGUUAUUUUUCCGAACCUCUACAGACACAAUAAAA